AUGAGCAAGCACACCAACUUCAGGCACCACAAGAUGGGUGGUCAGGAUGCAGAAGGGCUGAAGAACUUCUGGGAAAAGGUCAUCCAAGAGCAAACCAAGCAACAAGAAGCCGAAGAGUCCAGGUUAAGCAAAAGUGCCCUGAACAAGCUCCGCCAGGAAUGGGCUCUGCGGCUGGAGAGGAGAGCGCGGCAGGUCCAGGCACACACGAAAACACGGGGGGAACAAGGGACGCCGCUGUCCAUCGAGACUCUGCCCUCACCAGACAAAACUGUCGCUUAA
Messenger RNA from Pipra filicauda (Wire-tailed manakin), 279 nucleotides. Its product is annotated as protein FAM240B-like. The record is from RefSeq and is a predicted model, not a curated record. The transcript is spliced from 2 exons. The coding region runs from base 1 to 279 and encodes 92 amino acids. Lineage: Eukaryota; Metazoa; Chordata; Aves; Passeriformes; Pipridae.